GAACGUCGAAGGUCGAGUACUCCGGUAUGUUCCAAUUUUUCUGACAUUAGCAACACGCAUUCUUUUUCUCAACAAUGAGGAUUAGAGUUGUACGAAGUUUGUAUAUCAUUUUGUUAUGCACUGUUUUUGCACUCUACAUUACAAUGCAAUAUUAUGGUGAAUCAAGAGAGAAAAAUCUGUCGGCGCUGCAAAAUACAAUAAAAGAUUUCCGCGAAAAACCACAAGAUGUACUAUCAAUGCCUUGGCUCGCCGAUAUACCAGCUGGUCAACAAUGGCAUACUGUUAAGUCAAGAUCGGAUUCUCGAGAUAUCCGUGUCCAAUUAUCUACCAAUAAAUCGAAGGCAACAAUUGAUUCUGGCAAGAGUAAACAUUUAACCAUUGGAACAUUUGAAGCUCCAGUAUGUCCAAAAAUUGACAAUAAUUAUCCAGUGAAUACAACAUAUCAAGUGAGAUAAUUCUCUUGAGUAAUUAUUUCAUAUAUUUUUUUAAGGCUUGUUUCGUUAUUGAUCGUGUUUUGAAAAUUAUUUGUAAGACUUGUUGAUAGUUUAUACUUUGGGCUUGUUGAUUUAUAUUGUGCAUAUGCUGGAACAACAGCACCUAACUUGGGACACCAUCCUGACUAACAUCGAAGGUGAUUAGUAGAAAGCUUAUAUAGGUUGGACCAUGACAUUGCAUCAUCCUAUAAAGUCAUUAAUUGUUGGUCUAAGCUAUGUUAAAAUGUCCGGAUUACCUCCUUGGAUGUUGGAUGUUUCACAAUGCCUUUCCAGGAAUCUUUCAUUUCUAUAAUGUGUGUAGACUAAAAGUGAAACAACUUACGAGUUGAUUUGAUUUUAACUAAACCAACCAAUAACUACUUUCUUUAGCUGGUAAAAACCUCAUAGCUACUGUAUACAUGCAUGUAUAUCGAUCAUUGUACUUCGAAACAUCAAGUAAUUAACCUUUUUUUUUACUUUUUAUUGUGCAUUGAAUGUCAAUUUUACUCAGUUUCUUUCAUUGAGUUAUUUAUUAAAAUAUCUGGCAAUUUUCAUGUAGAGUCUUCAUUAACAUCCUUCUAAUCUUGAACAUAUUCAUUAAAAUUUGUUAAAUAUAUUUUUUUCUUAUCAAUUUACAAACUGUUACCAAACUACAUGGUUUGAACCAACGAUACUGUCAGUUAGUCAGUCAUAUAGUAAUAUUUUAAUUAUGUUUUUUUUUUAUCACGGUGUUAUGUAAAAAGUGAAUGCCAUCAGUUAGGUAUAACAUUGUUUACUAAGCUGUGAGUUUAAUGUUGUUUGAUGUGACUCUGUAUAAUUAGGAUAUAGUCGUCUGCAUAAUCAAUGAAUCGACAACAAUAUAACACUUAGCACUAGUUUGUAACGGCUCCAGUUGUCAUAACUGAUAUUAGCAUAGUGAGAAAGGAAAUCGAUAAAUUGAGAAGCUAAGUGAGUGAAUUGGUUAGCUUCAAAUUUAGUGGACGUUUGAACAUAUGAAAUAUAGCCUAAAAAUAAGAUUUUAAAAUUUAGAGUUCAAUAUAACACUUAACUCAAGAUUUAGGGGAGGAUGAAGAAUUAAUACUACUGUACCACAUCACUAGCUCCUUGAACUACUGAUUUUGAGUGCCAUCCAACCAGGUAGUCUUCUUCUGAUAUGACACAGAUUAACGAUUAAUAACUUCAUGUACCCGUUCCGUAUCAUGAAUUGUUUAGCUGUGGCUUUAUUCCAAUCUGGUUCUAUGUUAGAUAGCAUUGGAUUUCAAGGUAGAUGGUAACUAGUUAUACGUUAAACAUGUCUUAACCAUCUCAUUCGAUACAGAUUUGUAGCUUUCUUAGUCGGAUUAGUUCUUAACUCUUCAUUGUUCUCUGUACGGUUAUACUAUAUAUGAGUAAUUAUUCAAAGAAACCUGUGAUCGAGUCCUUACAGCUUAAGUAUAUUUCCCACCUUCGCAAACUAUAUAUUUAGUGGUCAUAGAAUAAUGCAAAGGAAACUGCUAUGCAACAUACCCGCUGUUUAAUUUUCAGACUGAGAUAUCGCCUGUACUAUAGUUGGACAGGUUUGUCAAAGACAGGGGACUACAAGUAUCAAGAACACAGUAUUGUUUAACUACAUUGGAAAAAUACCUAGUUAAAGUUUUUUUCCAGUAGCAGUAUUACGUAAUUUUUCUUAAGACGAAGUUAAUAUCUGUUGUCUUCGUUCUAUUUUGAGAUGAAUAAUAUCUAUAGCCAGUUGGCAUUUGAUGAUCAACCCGGCGGUGUGUGGACUCAAGGAUUUCCUAUUGAAUAUAAAAUGGAUCAAUGGAAAGAUCAACCAUUAGAAGUUUUCAUUGUACCGUUUUCACAUCAUGAUCCAGGUUGGGUUAAAACUUUUGAAAGAUACUUCAUCACUGAAACAAAGCCUAUUCUAGAUGCUACGUUAACGACAUUAAGUGAAAAGGAAGAAUCUAGAUUUGUCUAUUCUGAAGUGUCAUUUUUAGAUUCAUGGGUAAACACUUUAUCAGAGGAACAAAAACAAUCUUUCAAAAGAUUGUUGCAAAAUGGACAUUGGGAAAUUGUUUCAGGUGGCUGGGUUAUGCCAGAUGAGGCAGUUACGCAUUAUUAUUCGAUUAUUGAUCAAUUUAUUGAAGGUCACCAUUGGUUAUUAGAACACUUUGACUAUAGACCAAAUGUCACAUGGGCUAUUGAUCCGUUUGGACAUAGUUCAACAAUGCCAUAUAUAGCGAAAAAGCUUGGUUUCUCUCAAAUGAUUAUUAAUCGUGUACAUUAUGAAGUCAAAAAGUAUCUUGCUAGUCGUAAAGCCUUGGAAUUUAUAUGGCAUCAACCAUGGGAUACCACCGGUUCCCACUCUAUCUUGGCGCAUAUGUUUCCGUUCUUUUCAUAUGAUGUUCCGCAUACAUGUGGUCCAGAACCUGCGGUAUGCUGUCAGUUUGAUUUUAUUCGAAUGGAAAAGUACGGUUGCCCAUGGAAAAAAUCACCGGUUCUCAUAGAUGAUUCAAAUGUUGCUGUUCGAGCUGAUAUGUUAGCUGACCAGUACAGGAAAAAGGCUACAUUAUACAAUAAUAAUGGUCUAGUUUUAAUCCCAUUAGGUGAUGAUUUUCGUUAUCAAUCAACAUAUGAAUGGAGCGUUCAGUUGGAUAAUUAUAAUAAAUUAAUUCAACACAUCAAUUCAAAUCCUAGUUAUAAGAUGAAAAUACGUUUCUCUACAUUAUCCAAUUAUUUUCAUACAUUAAAUGAACGAGUAAACAAAAUGAAUUCAGCACUUUCUGCAUCAUUUCCAUCAUUAUCUGGUGAUUUCUUUACUUACGCAGAUCGACAACAUGACUAUUGGAGUGGAUAUUACAAUUCAUAUCCUUAUGAAAAAUUUUUAUCACGUUUAUUAGAAUCUGAGUUAAGAACAGCUGAAAUACUUUACAGUUUUGCCAGACAAAGUGUUGGUCGUAUACAAAGCGUUGCUCAAUUAAUACCAUUAAUUACAAAUCUUUAUCAGAAUCUUACAAUAGUUCGACGUAAUCUUGGUUUAUUUCAACAUCAUGAUGCAAUGCCUGGUACAGCACGACCGGAAGUAAUGCUUGAUUAUUCAGAAAGAUUAUUGAGAGCUGUCGAUGCGGCGCGAAAAGUAAUUACAAUCUCUAGUGCUUAUCUGCUAUUAUUACCAUCAAUGUUAAAAUCAGAUAUUGAGUUUUCAAAUAGACGACGUCUACCUGUCUCUAGUCAGUUUAAACAGACGUUAAUUCAGUUAAAUGAUGAAUAUGAAAGAAAAAAUGAUAAUAGCAAUGAUAAUAUUUCACAUGGUUUCUAUUCUCUAGAAGAUAAUUUACAUAAUCAUCAAUAUUCAGAGCCAAUUUUAAUUGAUUUCUUUCAGAAUAAUGGUAAUGCUGAUGUUGAAAAUACUCGUCGUAUUUACAUUUUCAAUCCAUCAACUCGUAAUCAUAGUAAAAUAAUUACAUUACAUGUAAAAAGUCAUCUAAUGAAUUUUCAAGCUAAACAGAUUAUUUCGAAUUCUAUGGAAAUAUUAUAUAAUCAGUUAAAUAUACAAUUAGAGUAUAGCUCAACAAAUAUACCAAAUGAUUAUCAACAUGAACAACAACAACAACAACAACAUGUUAGUUUGUUGUAUUUAAGUCCAGUUAAAUUAUAUCCUCUUUCAUUUACAUGUAUUGAAUUGAAUUUAACAUCAAUGCCAACAUCAUCGUCUAUGGUACAAGUAAAUCCACAAUUAAUACCAGUUAUAAAUGAUGCUGAGAUAUUAGUUCAUAAUCGUCCUCAACUUUUCAUAGAGAAUGAUUAUAUUCAACUGGAAUUUGAUUCUAAAACUGGUUAUCUUCAAAAAAUGUUGAAUAAAUUAACUGGACAAUCUAUGGACAUGAAAAUUAACUUUAUACAAUAUAAAAGUUUAGAAGGUGAUUCACAUAGUGGCGCUUAUUUAUUUAUCCCUGAUGGAUUAGGUGAACCUUCAUCAAAUCCAAAAUCGUAUCGUUACACUAAAGGUAAUUUGGUGGAUGAAGUGAUAGUUUACACGCAGUAUGUUACACAUAAAGUUCGUUUGUACAAAUCAUCUGGUUUACAAUCACAGUUCGUUGAGAUUGAGAACAUUGCCAACAUAAAAGUUAGUCGUCCUACUGAUAUUGACAUAUUUAUGACAAUACAAACUAAUCUUUUGAAUAAAGAUCGAGUAUUCUAUACCGAUUCUAACUGCUUUCAGUUUAUUCAAAGGCAGUAUUAUGAUAAAAUUCCUUUGCAAGGGAACGUUUAUCCAAUGGCAUGCGGCGCCUAUAUAGAACAAGAGAUGAAUGACAGUGAUGAUAGAAGCCAUACGAAACAAUAUCAACGAUUAAAUCUGUUCACUUCACAUCCUACUGGUGUAGUCAGUCCUAAGGUUGGUCAAAUCAAUGUAUGGAUUGAUCGUCGAUCUUCACGAGAUGAUUCACGUGGUGUUCAAUCUAAUUUGAAUGGAGAAUGGGUUGUAAAAUCGCAAUUACAUUUAUUUACUGAAAUAAUUUCAAUUGAUAAAACUCAGAAAAUAGCUAUUCCAAGUUUGUCUAUAUUUUCCCAACAAAUAUUAAAUGAUCUAUUAAGACCAAUACAUAAAUUUUAUGUAAAUCAACCAGAUUUAAAUAAUUUACUUGUAACAGAAUAUAAUUUAAUACCUAAAUCUGGUUUACCAUGUGAUUAUGAAUUGGUAACAAUGAAAACAUUUCAUAAUAUAAAGAUACCAAUAAAGUUUCAUGCUGCACCGAAUACUCAAGUUGGUGUGAUUUUACGACGUCAUGCACCAGUUUGUUAUGCUAGAAAUUUACCAAAAGUUGAUUUUUACUCAGAAUGUUUCAAUAAUCAUGUUGGACAAAAUGAACUUAAUAUACAUAAAUUAUUUGGUUCAAUUCAAUUAAAAUAUGCAAUACAAACUAAUCUGACUAUGAUUCCAUCAAUUGUCUCUUCUAUGAAUAAUAAUAGUAGAUAUCAAUCAAGUAAAAUAGAUCGUAUUCAUGUGAAUCCAAUGGAAAUUGAAGCUUACUAUCUUGUUUAAUUCAUUAUUCUUGUUAACAUUUUAAAACUUUUUCUUUUAAAUCCAUAGUUGUGUUAAUUUUGUUUUUCUUUUCUUUUUUUGUGUGGAUAAUAUUCUUUCUUGAUGGUUGUUUGUUUUUUUUUUCUUUUCUAAACUAUCCCAUGGCACUAAUCUUUCUUCAACUAUCUCUCUUCUCCUAUGAAUGUAAAUAUUAUAUGUUUGUAUACAAUCUAAUCACAUAAUGAGUAAUAAUGAUGUUGAUAAAAAUUGUACAAAAUCACUCAAUUCUAUUUGACUUUUGUAAUAUGAAAUGAUGAAAUUUUAUCUUUCCUAUAUAUCCAUUGUUAUUACACCAGUCUUUCUUCAAAUGCUCAUACUUCAUGUGUAUAUGAUGUAUGCUAAUUAGAAAGUACUUUUAAAUAGUAAUAAUAAUAAUAAUAACAUGAUAUUACGUAAUCCUUUUUUUUUUUAAAAAAAAUAAAUUUCUGUUUGUUUUUCUUUUCUCUUUCAAUAUACUACUGAAUUGUUCAUAAUUUUGUAAGGAUGAUAAUUCUCUUUUAUGAUUAUUUUAUUUACAAUAGAAAUUUGUAGUUUAUUGUAUUAAUCAUAUUGAAUAAUGGUGAAAUAAAAAUAAAACUUCCACUUGAAAUUUGUUAAUCAUUUAAGUUUGAGUUGAUAAUAAGAUAAGUAAUGAACAAUUCAAUUUGUUACUUUACGUUAUGUACUAGUUGAUAGUUGUUAGUACUUUGAAUAUUCGAAGGAACUGAUAAUCUUUAUGAGAUUCAAAAUCAUUCAAUAUCGCUAAGUUUCAUAAUUCAUAUUAUUAUUUACUUCUUAGAUCUACG
Molecule: messenger RNA, 6320 nt
Organism: Schistosoma spindalis
Lineage: Eukaryota; Metazoa; Platyhelminthes; Trematoda; Strigeidida; Schistosomatidae
Source: the annotation of a GenBank genome assembly